UACUCUCGCACCUUUCACGGCCAACCUGAAAAACUAGAUUAGUUCCUUUAAGCUAGCGCUAUAUAUAGUUUGAUAGAUACAUAGAUCGAUCGAGGACACCUAUGAACACACCGCUCCCACUAUAUAUCUAAACCUGCUGCUAGCUAUCUCCAAUCUUCUUCUUGUAUGUCAUUGAUAUUGUUUUCGCAUAGUUCAAACUAAACAAGAACAACCCAUUUCAUUUCGUUGAUCUCUUUCUGUUCUCAACCAUAGCUAUUGCAGAAUUAGUUAACAUUGUUUACUUGAGGAAGAAGAUGAGAGCAGGAGGUUGUACCGUACAAGGCCUAACUCCAGAAGCUGCAAACGUUGUAAAACAAGCGGUAAACCUUGCCCGGCGGCGGGGCCACACCCAGGUCACUCCCCUCCACGUGGCCAACGCCUUGCUGGCCGCCUCGGCCGGCCUCCUCCGGCGGGCUUGCCUCCAAUCCCAUUCCCAUCAUCCCUUCCAGUGCAAAGCCUUAGAGCUUUGCUUCAAUGUUGCCCUAAACCGCAUUCCUGCCUGUUCUUCUAGCCCCAUCUUGAUUAGUCCUCCUCACCCGCAAAAUCCCUCCAUUUCUAACGCGUUGGUUGCAGCCUUCAAGAGGGCACAAGCUCACCAACGCCGCGGAUCAAUAGAUCAGAACCACCAGCAACCCCUCCUGGCUGUGAAAAUAGAGCUUGAGCAGCUGGUAAUCUCCAUAUUGGACGAUCCCAGUGUGAGUAGAGUCAUGCGAGAAGCUGGCUUCUCCAGUACCCAAGUGAAAAACAACGUAGAAAAAGCGGUUUCCUUGGAACAAUCCUCGAGAUCCCAUUCCUCUUCUGCACCAAGAGGGCCAAAUCAGUUUAAAAACGAUGACGUCAUGAGUCUACUGGAAAGCAUGAUGAACAAGAGAAGAAAAAGCAUUGUGGUUGUUGGGGAGUGUCUUGAUACGGUAGAAGAUGUAGUUAAGGGGUUGAUGAACAAAGUUGACAGAGGAGAAGUUCCUGAUGCUUUUAGGGAACUGAAGUUCAUAAGCCUCCCUAGGUUCACUCUGCAGAAUCUCUCCAGAAAAGAGGUCGAAGAGAAGCUUGUUGAACUAACUUGCCAUGUGAAGAGCUGGGUGCACAAAGGGGUUGUUUUGUACUUGGGAGAAUUACUUAGGUGGACAACUGAGAAUAGGGCUGGUUCUGGUGAUCAAGAAAGGAAAUAUUAUUGUCCUGUGGAGCACAUGAUUAUGGAGCUUGGCAGAUUGGUGUGUGGAAUUGGGGAGAAUGCAAGGUUUUGGUUAAUGGGGAUUGCAACAUUCCAAACUUACUUGAGAUGUAAGAAUGGUCACCCUUCACUGGAAACUCUUUGGGGCCUUCAUCCUCUUAUAAUACCUGAGGGCAGUUUGGGCUUGAGUCUCAUCUCUGGCAGCCAUGUAGAAAGCGCGUGUAGAAGCAAGAAAACUGGAAAUGGCGGCUCAGACUGGCUUUUCUCUGAAGGUACAAAGGAUAAGCAACUCAACUGCUCUGCUCAUGAAUGCUCCAACAAGCUUGAGACUGAAGCCCCAAGCUUAAGAACCGGCAUUUGUACCAGUGAGGCCACCGCGUCAGAUCUUCCUUCAUGGCUCCAAAAAUACAAGGAUAAAGAAAGCAAAACGCCUAAUUAUUAUGGUGAACAGGAAAGUGUCCCAGUCAGAGAUCUUUGCGGAAAACAUAACCCAAUUGGCAGUUCUUCUCUCAAGCUUUAUUCUUCUCAGAGAACGUUGGCAUUCUCUUCUGAAUCACCUUCUUGCUCUUCUUUUGGUUUUUCGUUUGACCACCAAUACCCCAAUUUGAUGCCAACCUGCCAAGAUUGGCCAUUGUUCAAACACAAGCAGUACUUUGGUGAUCAUCAAUUUUCAAAUUUUGGUCCAGUAUUAAACAGAAAUUGUGAUCCCAAACAAGCAUGUUUCUCUAACCCUAGUUCUACUACUAAUUCUCCUGCGUCGAGCGAUGUGAUGGAGACUGAGUUAUACGUCGAAAGGUUCAAGGAGUUCAAUUCCAAGAAUUCCAACAUCCUUUGCAGCGCAUUGGAACAAAAAGUCCCAUGGCAAAAAGAUGUAAUUCCUGAGAUUGCUAGCGCAAUAUUGAAGUGUAGGUCUGGAGUGGUAAAAAGAAAAGGUAGUGAGGCAAAGGAAGAUACUUGGCUGCUCUUCCAAGGCUUGGAUGUGAAUGCCAAAGUUAAGAUUGCUAGAGAACUGGCCAGACUCAUUUUUGGCUCGCGUUCGUCUCUCGUAUCGAUGGCUUCGAGCAAUUUCUCAUCCAUGCAAGCUCAUGACCAUUCAGCUGAUCAAGAUUUGAGAAACAAGAGAUCAAGAGACAAGCAAAGUUGCUGCUACUUUGAGAGGUUUGCUGAAGCAGUGACUCUGAAUCCUCACCGGGUUUUCUUGGUUGAAGAUGUCGACCAAGCAGACUAUCGCUCGCAAAUUGGAAUAAAGAGGGCAAUUGAAAGGGGAAGAAUAACAAAUCCCGAUGGUGAAGAGGUGAGUCUUUGCGAUGCCAUCGUAAUCUUGAGUUGCCAAAGCUUCGGGUCGAGGUCGAGAGCCUGCAGCUUUCCUCCAAUCCAACAGUCACACAAUCCAGAUGGUGCUGAAGACGAGAAGUUCAGUGGGAUAGAGACGAAUCCAUCUUUAUCCUUAGACCUGAACUUAUCGUUUGAUGAUGACAGUUCAGAUAAACAGUCUAUCGACCAUGUAGGCCUGCUUGAAUCUGUAGAUGGACUGAUAAUUUUUAAGUUUCAGGCGCUGUAAAAGAAUAUAAAGUUUAGCUGUUGGCUGGCUCUCUCUCUCUCUCUCUCUCCUGUAAUUUUCUUACGUACUUUGAUUCUCAACCAUGUUCUUGUGAAUGGGAAUGAAUAUGGUGGAAAAAUAUGUUUUGGGCAUUGUAAAUAAUUCAUUAGCAAA
Messenger RNA from Diospyros lotus (date-plum), 2924 nucleotides. Its product is annotated as protein SMAX1-LIKE 3-like. The record is from RefSeq and is a predicted model, not a curated record. The transcript has 3 exons. The coding region runs from base 294 to 2771 and encodes 825 amino acids. Lineage: Eukaryota; Viridiplantae; Streptophyta; Magnoliopsida; Ericales; Ebenaceae.